AAGCAGGUUGCCUCUCCAGUUCAGUCCAGCCUGCUGCACCAUGUUGGUUUCAGUCGUCCUGCUGGGGCUCUGCAUUUGCUUCGUCUUCUUUCAACUCAGAUCCCGGAGGACCAAGAACUUUCCACCGGGACCCCCCGCCCUGCCCGUCCUGGGGAAUGUUUUGCACCUGAGCCUAAAGAACCCACUGAAGGACUUUGAGAGGCUGAGGAGGACUUACGGAAAUGUCUACAGCCUGUUCCUCGGCCCCAAACCAGUUGUUAUCGUCAGUGGGAUGAAGGCGAUAAAGGAGGCUCUGGUGAACAGGGGUAACGAUUUCGCUGGACGACCCCAAGACCUAUUUGUUAAUGAUGUCACUGAGGGAAGAGGUGUGAUCCUGGCAGACUAUGGCCCCAGCUGGAAGGAGCAUCGCCGCUUUGCUCUUAUGACAUUGAGGAAUUUUGGUCUGGGGAAGAAUUCAAUGGAGGAGAGGAUUCACGGAGAGCUACAAUACGCCGUGGACACACUGGCAAAAAACCCUGGCAAAGCUGUGAGUCCUGGAGCUAUGUUUCAUAACAUGUCCUCCAACAUCAUAUGCCAGGUUCUGUUUGGCAAACGCUUCGAGUACGAUGACGAGUUCCUCAAAGUGGUUGUUCAAUGCUAUAGGGAGAAUGCCAAGAUAACCAACGGCCCAUGGGCUAUGCUGUAUGACUCUUUUCCAAUGAUUCGUAACUUGCCGCUGCCCUUCGCCAAGGCCUUUAAAAACUUUAAGACUUCUCAGAGUUUUGGACUCCGUUUGGUGGCUGAGCACAAGAAGACCAGGGUUCACGGGGAGCCACGAGACUUUCUUGACUGCUAUCUGGAUGAAUUGGUUAAGAGAGACAAUGAUGAUACUACAUUUUCAGAGAAUGAACUCUGCUCGUUCGCUCUAGACCUUCACUUUGCUGGGACUGACACAACCUCCAACACCCUGCUCACUGGUUUCCUCUACCUUAUGGCCUACCCACAUGUACAAGAGCGUUGCCAGCAGGAGAUAGACCAGGUGCUGGAGGGGAAGCUUAAGGCUGCAUUUGAUGACAGACAUAACAUGCCCUACGUGCAGGCUGUGAUCCAUGAGGUGCAGAGGAUAGCCAACACGGUUCCACUCAGCGUCUUUCACACAACGACUAAAGACACAGAGCUCAUGGGAUUUUCCAUUCCCAAGGGUAUAAUGAUCAUCCCUAACCUGACCUCAGUACUGGAUGAGGAGGGACAAUGGAAAUUCCCCAAUGAAUUCAACCCUGAAAACUUCCUCAAUGACCAGGGAGAGUUUCUUAAACCUGAGGCAUUUAUGCCUUUCUCUGCAGGUCCUCGUAUGUGUCUUGGGGAGGGCCUGGCUCGUAUGGAGCUCUUCCUCAUCAUGGUGACUCUGCUGAGGAAGUUUAAGUUUGUCUGGCCUGAGGACGCGGGAGAGCCAGACUUCACUCCAGUCUAUGGGGUCACUCUGUCUCCCAAACCUUACUGCAUGAAGGUCCAGCUCAGGGCAACAUAGUAAGACGGUCUGCAGACACUGCAGCGGAAUCAGAGGAGAUUGAUUCCGAUGAGCAAAAAACGGCCACUUCCUCCUGUGAACAAAUGAAAUGAAAACAACAGAGGAGCUUUUUCUGCUAGCCACAAUAGAUCUUAAUGAAACACUUAAACUAGUUGGGUGAGUAUAACUAUGGAAGCCCAGACUCUCUGUUAGUUGCUGUUGAAGUUAAACUGUGUUUGAGUGUGAGAGUGCAGGCAAGUCAACAGGGUCGCCAGUAGGUCAGAAGAAGGAAACAUUUGCUUGUGUAGUGACAAAGUCUCAACUGAAGCCUGAACGUUUUGGUUAUCAUCACAAAAACGACCACGGAGUAGAACUAAUGGAGAAAAUAGUUUUUAUACUGGGCUGUUCCAUUGGAUUGUAUUAUAUUGCUCUGUUGUGUCUAAUAAACCUCAUCCAGUAUAUUUAAA
Messenger RNA from Scophthalmus maximus (turbot), 1953 nucleotides. RefSeq names its product cytochrome P450 2F2. Gene Ontology annotation, cellular component: cytoplasm; intracellular membrane-bounded organelle. Bases 41 to 1507 code for a protein of 488 amino acids. The record is from RefSeq and is a predicted model, not a curated record. Gene Ontology annotation, biological process: xenobiotic metabolic process. The transcript is spliced from 11 exons. Lineage: Eukaryota; Metazoa; Chordata; Actinopteri; Pleuronectiformes; Scophthalmidae. Gene Ontology annotation, molecular function: iron ion binding; heme binding; oxidoreductase activity, acting on paired donors, with incorporation or reduction of molecular oxygen, reduced flavin or flavoprotein as one donor, and incorporation of one atom of oxygen.